CCUUCCCUGCGCAUGCGCAGAGGGCGUCCCAGCUCCCGGGGGCGGGGCUCCCCUGAGCAUGUGCAGAGCGCCGCCGUCCCGAGGCCCCCCGAGCGCCGCCUGAGCGCCAGCCGAGGCUCCCGCGGGGGCCGCCAUGGAGGCGGAGGGUCCGCGCAGCGUGCAGAUCGAGUUCCCGCACUACGCGGCGGGGCUGCUGGAGUCGCUGAACCGGCACCGGCUGGAGGGCAAGUUCUGCGACCUGUCGGUGCACGUGCAGGGCCGCGUCUUCCAGGCCCACAAGAGCGUCCUGGCCGCCGCCUCGCCUUACUUCCACGACAAGCUGCUGCUGCGCGACGCCGGCCGCCUCGUCCUGCCGGGCGCCAUCGAGCCGGAAGCCUUCGAGAACCUGCUGCAGCUCAUCUACUCGGGCCGCCUGCGGCUGCUGCUCGACGCCCUGCCGGGGCACCUGCUGGCGGCCAGCGGGCUGCAGAUGUGGCAGGUGGUGGACCAGUGCUCGGGCAUCCUGAAGGAGCUGGAGGCGGCCGGAGGGCCCCUCUCCUACAGCCGCCCCUGGGCCGCCCGCGCCGCCGAGAGCCCCAGCAGCAGCAGCGGCGGCGGACACCGCCCGGGCCUCCGGGAGGACGGCGGAGGAGGGUCCGGCCGCCCCCGCCGCCCGCGGCGCUUGGACGAGGAGGAGGAGGAGGAGGAGGAGGAGGAGGAGGUGGUGAAGAUCCGGGUGUCCCAGGAGGAAGAGGAGGAGGAGGAGGAAGAGGAGGAGGAGGAGGAGGAGGAGAACCACCGGCAGGCCCAGAUCUGCAGCGGCUCUGCUGACCGGCCGGUGAAGGUGGUUUUGGAGGAGGAGGAGGAAGAGGGCCGCCGCGGCAGGGGCCGUCCUGGCAAAGGCCCCAGGGAGCCGGGCCCUGCCUUUGCUUCGCCCCACGAGGCCCCCAAAGUCUUCUACAUCAAGCAGGAGCACUUCGACCCCGAGGAGGCCGCUUCCUCCGUGCUGGGGAGCAGCCCGGCCUCCUGCCUCUCUGAGGCUGGCUACCUGAAAUCCCUGGGCCGGCCCCCGGGUGUGUCUGAGGUGCCGGACCUCUGCCAGCCGGAGAUCCAGGCCGGCGGGCAGCUCGGCUACCUCCCCCUGCCCAGCGGGGCAUCCACGGCUCCUGGCUGCUUGGCCGGGAAGUCCCAGGCCCUUUCCGCAGACUCUGUGGCGGCUUUCCCCGAGAGCUCGUGGAAGCCCGUGGACCUGCACGGCAACGAGAUCCUUUCCCAUGCUGUGCACGGCCAGGCGGUGCAUGCGCCUGUCAAGCUGAUGUCUGCGCCUGACGGGAAGAAGUUUGGCUGCCUGUGCGGGAAGCGCUUCGCUGUGAAGCCCAAGCGGGACCGGCAUAUCAUGCUGACCUUCAGCCUGCGGCCCUUCGGCUGCUCCGUUUGCAACAAGAAGUUCAAGCUGAAGCACCACCUGACGGAGCACAUGAAGACCCACGACGGGAACCUGCACGCCUGCCAGGACUGUGGCCGCAAGUUCCGUGUCCAGAGCUGCUUCCUGAAGCACAAGGAGCUCUGCAAGGGGCAGGGCUGGGCCACCGCCUGCUGGACCUACAAGUAGGGCGGGGGGGAUGAGGGGGGCUGCCUGCUGAAAGCAGAAGUGGGGCUUGGCUUGCUUUCCCCCCAAACUCCAUCCAAGGGUGGGGGGCUGAGAGCAGGGUGGGUUGCCUGUCUUCUUGCUCGGCUGGUCUUCCUUGGGGGGGGGAGGGAGCGAGCAUGGGAAUAUCUGGGGUGCUCCCAUGUGGCCCUCUCCCCUGAAGAGAUAUGGAUGCCGGAAGCAGAUUUUCCUUCUUCUGCCAGUAUCGCCCUCUUUCCCACCCCCAAAAAUGUGGGAAUUGUGGGCCGGGAAUUGCUUGGACGGUAAUGCUGCUGUUGCUCUUCCAGGUGCCGACAGCUCUGUGGGCUUCUGCACCAGUCAAGAGGCCGAGUCUCCCGAGCAGCCGUCUCUGCAGGGCAGGCCAUCUUGGUGGGAGGCACUGAGUUGAGUCCUCUGGCCACAAUCUGGCCUCCUGGGGCCUCAGCGUGAAGGCCCUUCUCUUGGGUGCUUGAAAGAAUCACUCGGAAGCGGGUGGGGACCCCCUCGAGGGGCUGCUGCUUAGUGAGCAAAGCCUGUGCUGGGGAGUGGGCAGUGGCUUCCAGGAACACCGUGUCCUGGCCAGCAAACUGCCGAGGUUUGGGCUGGUUGGCUUCAGUGGCUAGGAAGCCCUACUCCUGGAGUUCCUGGGCCCCCCACCCACCCACCCAAUGGGAGAGAGAGGGGUGAACGGGUGCUAGGAAGGGGCCCUCCAAUCUUUUCAUGAAAGCAUGGGAUGAAGAGAGGGGGAGUGGCUAGGUGGGACACUUCAGCCUGGAGCCCAGAAACAAUCCUGGAAGGUCAGAGGAAAUGAGCCAGCUGUAGCGAUGCAGAAUUGAGAAUCAAACGCCAAAACAGUCUAGGAUUGGGGGGGGGGAGGGGGAUGUGCCCAGUAACACUUAGGGAGACGAACCACAGGAACUCGGGUGGAAGUCUAAGCCAUCCUGGUGGAAUUGCUCAGUCCGUUAAGAGGCGGCCGGGUGUGGCAGCCACAGAGACAGCAAAGGCCAUUUGAGGCUGCCUUACUAGAAAUACAAUUUCCGAAUUGCAAAGAAAUCUUCCCCUCAACUGGGCUCUGUGGACUGUUCAUUUUUGAGCACCAAGAAUGACUGAGACAAAUUAGCAAGAUUGAAGAAGAGCUGGAAAUCUUUGGCUUGGACUGCCCGGGGGUGGUGGUGGACUGGAUGGCCUCAAGGGGCCCCUCUGGUUCCCCUGCCAGUGAAUUCUCCCCUCCGUUUUGUACCCAGAUGAGUCCAAAGGGAUGUUUAAGCAAAACUGGGCACAGUGAAUUCUCGGGGAGGGGCUCCUGGCCACUGCAGACCCCCCAUCCCACAGGAAGACUCCCAGGAGUCACCGCUGCCCCCCUCCUCAUUGGUCUCCCCCAGAAGAGACUCCCUUUGGAAGCCAUGAGGUGGGGCCUGGGCUGGCCUCUUGCUCGGCUGUUCACCCUGCUGCUGCUGCUGCCGCCGCCGGUUCCCUGAUGGAAAAGAUGCCCCCGGAGGAUGGGGGUUCCUGGCUGAGGCACUCUGGUGGGGCCUUCUUCCCUGGGGGGGAGGGGGGAGCAGCAGUUUCUCAGGGAAGGGGUCUCGGCUGGGCUGCAGAUGUUCUGGCUCAGAUGCAGAUUGGAAGCCCCACAAUUGGGGUUUUUAUUUCCCCCGUUUUUGAUGACAUCUUCACCCGUUUUCCAGAGAUGUCGAGGCAAUUUUUCUCUGGCACUGAAAGGAGUUUGGUUCUAAUUCAGACACUGUUAUGUUUUUUGACACAUAAUCACCAAUGAAGGAGAAAUGCUUAA
Molecule: messenger RNA, 3395 nt
Organism: Pantherophis guttatus
Lineage: Eukaryota; Metazoa; Chordata; Lepidosauria; Squamata; Colubridae
Gene: ZBTB9
Product: zinc finger and BTB domain containing 9
Biological process (GO): regulation of transcription by RNA polymerase II
Molecular function (GO): DNA-binding transcription factor activity, RNA polymerase II-specific; RNA polymerase II cis-regulatory region sequence-specific DNA binding; protein binding
Source: RefSeq, a predicted model, not a curated record